CAAAUAAGAUAUUCUUUUAUAUUAGCCUUAUUGACCUUAGAAGGUUUCAGCUCUCAACCUUCCACUAUGCAUGGGAAAUAGAAAUUCCUUUGCUUUGGCUUUAUUAAAAAUGAUCUACAUGAUUUUUAUAUUAUGACUUCUUACUGUGAUAUGUCCUGUUGAGUCUUGCCCCUCCAAGCAGCAAAGUGCCAUGCUGCCUGGUAUUCAUGCUGUCAUUAGAUAAUGAGCACAUCUGUGCUGGUCCUGGUGGUACAGCCUUCAGCAGAAAUAGAUAAUGUUCCUUCUCUCUUGUAUAAAUUAGGAAAUAUGGUUAAUAGUUGGAUUUGAGAAAUCAGAGUUUUGCCAGUUUUAGAACAGUAUAAAAUAAUUUUUGACAUAAGUUAUAUAAACCACAUUAUAAAACUAAGAGGGAAAAGCAAGGGAAAGUUUAACUCUUCUUCAUAAUAGCAUAUCUAUAAGUCUGUGAGAUGUUAUUUUUCAAGAAGUGGUGGUGAAGCUUAUUUUAAUUCCAGUAAAAUUUCCACUGGAGAAGGAAAUGGCAGCCCACUCCAAUAUUCUUGCCUGGAAAAUCCCAUGGACAGAGGAGCCUGGUGGGUUACAGUCCAUGGGGUUGCAAAGAGUUGGACAUGACUGAGCACACAUGCAAAAUUUCCAUGCACCAAAGAAGAAAUGAGAAAUCUACAUGCUUUUUGUUUUAUUGAGCUCCGAGAAAGUAUAUAUAGGUCAUUCAUGCUUCUUUCUUGAUUCAUGCCUGCCUCCUACUUCUUGCAAACAGGUUGCCCAGUGAGUGAGGCUAAGUUCUCACUCUGGGUGGGUAUCGAGGAUUCCUUUUUUCCCCUUGUUUAUAUGUCACUGUGUUAGUCACCAUAUUCUUGCUCAGAGUAUAAACCUUUGAAAAUGGCUAAAUGAUUGGCUUUUAGCCAUAGAAGAAUGAAUAUGAGCGAAGUUAUGAUGACAUAGCCAGGUGUUGGUGAAAUUUGAAUAAUGUAUGGGCAAUAACAUACUCAUUUAACAAUGUUACCUAAUAUGUAACAAACCUAAAUCUAGGUAUAAGCACCUUUUAUUAAUACUUAAAGAUUUCACAUGUUGUCAAACAAAACUUGAUACAACACUUUAAGUACUAAUAAAGAAGUGAGCAUUCUUUUAAUAUUGGGUGAUGUUUAGCUGAAAGUUACUUACUUUUCUAAACAAGGUUCUGACACUGAUCGCUACAGUAAGGUUCUUUUGAGUUUGUUAUUCUUAUCAUGUGCUUAAUGAUAAAGCUUCACUGCUACUUUUUCUUUCCUUGAACUAACCUUCACAUAAGGCACCUUGGUUUCCAGGUGGCGUGACUAUUCUUGUUGUAAUAAUAAGAAAUAUUUAACAUUUACUGAGUACAAGCUACUAAGCAAACACUGUUUUAAAUUCUCUACUUGAAUUUUUUUAUUUAACACAAAUCUAUGAUGGAGGUAAUGGUCGCAUACUCCAGUAUUCUUGCCUGGGAAAUCCCACGGACAGAGAAGCCUGUCAGGAUACAGUCCAUGGGGUCGAAAAGAGUCGGACAUGACUGAGCAACUAUGACUUUCACUUCAUGAUGGAGGUGGUGCCCUGGGAUGUGACGUACUGAGAAAAGAUUCAACAGAGAUGCUAAUGUAGCAACGUCAGCGCUGACAUAGGAGCUGGUUCGAUGCCCAGAACUGAAUGCUGUGUUCCAGCUGUGGCCUCACCGGUGCUGAAUAGAGAGGAAGAGCCACCUCCAUAGCUUACAUGUGAUUCCUCUGCUUAUACAACCCAAUACUGGAUUUACUUACUUUGGCAAGAUAGCUGCAUUGUGCACUGUAUUUAAUGUUACGUGUACUGUAACCCUGGGUCUCUCUCUGCAUUGCUGCCGUUAAACCCCCAAUCCUGCCAAUCUUAAAGCUCCUGCCUUUGUUUACCUGCCCCGCUUCCCACCCCCCAGACUCCCCUUACAUUCAUCCACAAUGAAUGUCAUCUUUUAUUCUCUCAUUUCCUCUCACUGUAAUCUUAAACUUUGGCAAAACCUUCCCUCUGUCUAUGAAUUGUCAGUUGUCAGCCAUCUGAUUUUUUCUCCCUGCUUUGGUAAUGGGACAUCUCUCACUUCUCUCUGGUUUUCUUUUGUAGUCGUUCAACACUUGGCAUGGUGGAUGUAUCAAGCAUUCACUUGGCAGUUCUUCUGAAUCAGAUACCUUUGGAUUUCUCUGAUCUGACCACAUGGUCAAGUUGUUUUAGUUCUUCUAUCCAGGUUUUCUUGACUUCUAUCCAUGUGACUUCACUCAGGAUAUAGUAUUAUCUCAUAACUCCUGGGGGAGACAGUAAUAGAGACUUACCAUGGACAUUUCUAACAAUAAAGGAAGUGUUCUUCUUCUUCACUGUGAAUAGAAUAGUCUUUAAUAAUUUUAAGCAAAUUCUUUCCUCUCUGACGUCUUAAUUUUUUGAAAAAUGCUAGAGCCAAGUGACUAUAAAUUUGUAAGAUGGGUGAGAUAAAGGAAGAAAGGAAGGGAAACAAGGUUUCUCUGUAGAACAGGAAAUGGUUCUUGAAGGAAGCGGAAUUGAGGUUCUUGUUGGGCUUGGUACAGCUUUCCAAAAUGGGAGGCAAGUUUUUCCUAGAUACCAUAGCAUUAUCUAAUCUAAGAUGCACAGUAGGUGUUUAGUUGGUUUAUUGAGGACUGUUGUUACAGACAUACAGACUUUGUGCUUUGGUUAAUCAUUUAGAGUGUGGAAAGUGUAACCUUUUCUGGUUUAUUAUGGAUGAUAAGAAUUGGAAGGCCUCCAUAUGUCCUUUUUAUGCAUUUCUAAAGUCCCUCUAGCUUAUCUAAAUACCAGUGUUUGUUAGAGUAGCAGUCAAGCUGAUGUUUCUUUCUUUGUUUUCUAUCUCAGUUGAUAUAUGCUAUUUAAACAGCCUCUGCUUGGAUCUGUGGUCUUCACUGAACCCAGAAUGUACGUCUUUUGUGUAUUUAUGUCUCCAGAGAGUUGGAAAUCUUUUUAACAUUGUUUCGAUACAUCAAAUUCCCAUCUUAUGGAUUUAGAUGUCACCAAACACUUUUCAUUCAGACGCCUAAUGGAUAUUUUACAUUUCAUCAUAUUACGCUACUAAAGUAUAUUUCAAAAUUACACUGCAAAGUAAGAGUUGACAGGAUCUGUUAGACUUUUUUUUGAUGGAAUAUAAAAUAUAUCAUCUGACUGUUCUUCCAUAUCUAGAACCCUUAAAUACUGCUGGUUUCCUUAUUCAUAUACAGAAGUGAAAUGUUAAGCUCGAUUAGAUGGUUUCAAAGAAAGUAAAUCUUCUCUGUAGUUUCCCACCAAAUGUAGUGUCAAAGAUUGGUCGCUUUGCUCACGCCUUGGUCACAUCUAAGUGUGGCACGUUCCUUCAGAGGAGUGUUAAUUUCGCUCCCUGACUUCCAAAGUGACCCUCAGUGACAGAUCCAUGGGGGUUCUUUGUGUGCGGAGAGCCGUGCUUCCGGCAGCCAGCAAGUAGUGAGCGCUGAGUGGUGUGGUUUCCAUCUCCAUUUAUGGCCUUGGAAGGGUGAGAGGGACAAGGCUGGAACUCUCCAUUUACGGUCCUUGGAGGAGCUGAAAAGAGCAGUUGGGGUGUUCCUGGAGGCAGAAAGUAGACAUUGUGAGAUAAAAAUAAAUUGGCAGGAGAUGUUUGCAAUUCAAAUUCCAGUUCCCGCAAGGAGGGCAGAGGGUGCCGGGUAAUGGGGUAUAGAAUGUCACAUGAGGUCAGCUGGAGGCAUUUGUCCCCUCCCAUUUGAAGAGUUGCCCAUGACACAUUUCCCAGGUUCAUUUCCGAUUUGUUCCAGAAAGUUAUGUGUUAUGUACUUGUGAGUAUCCUUUACAAAGAGGAAGAAGGAACACUUUUAAAGAGUGUGUGAUCAGAAACCUCACUUCUCUAAGGCAUCCUUUCAGGCACCAAAAGAAAUCUCCAGAAAGGAAGAGUGAGGCAGGUGCUUAUGCAGGGGACAGGCUGGCUGGUUUCAGGGUGGACGACUCUUAAUUGCUGCUCUGUGUCGGAGGAAGAUUGUCGUGUGUGUUUUGUGUUUAUUAUUCUCUUUGCCUGUCUGGAUUUCUGGCCUCAAGGGAGAGAUCUGCAGUGUUUGACAGAGUGUCUUCCUGUAGUUUGUCAACUGAGAUUUAACGGUACUGAACUUUCGAGGAGGCUCCAUAAAGAUUAUUCAGAGUUGUUUUAUUUUGGCGAGAGUAGGUGAGGUAUUGGCUUAUGGAAAGUCAUCUCACAUUCAGGAGAAAUUUACAGUCUGGCUGAUGUGUGUAAAUUAAGUCUAAGGUAAGCUAGUUUGGCACAGUUGAGUUUGAAAGCAUUUGGAGAAAAAGAGUCUUGUCUGCCGUGAAAAGUCUCAAGAGUAAAACCCAGUAAAGUAGAAAGGAGAUUAAAAGGAACGAAAGGAGGCAGAGAUGGGACAGAGAAUAAAUAUAAUUAAACUAAAUUUGGAACUGAGGCGCAAGGCCUGGGACUAAAUCCUUGAUUUAUCUUUUGAAAUACCAUGUAAGAUAGCAUAAGAUAUACCAUUAAACUAAGGAAACUGGGUUGAUUAUCAGAAAUAUGCAUUAGAAGACCAUGAAGCAGGUUGAAGGGUUGUGCAGGGUAAUAAAAUUAUACAGGUUUUGUCUGUGGACUUGCAUAAGGAUAUGUUACUUGCUGUGUACCACGAAGCAGAAAAAGAAGUGAAAUAACACCCUUCCACCUCACUUUCUGUGACCCCACCCCAGAAGAAAUGAUUGGCAUCUCUUGUUGGUGUUUGGUUGGCAGUUUGAGUUGGUAGAAUAGGCUAGUAUUAUCAUUGGCUGAUUUUUAGAUGUUGGUAUCAGUGUCUUGUUGUUUCUUGAUGAUUGAGACAGCAUCUGUAGCGUUAUUGAUUUGAUCUCUUUUAAAUUCAAUUCUAGCAACUGCCCCAAAGUCAGAGUGAGUUAGUAAGGAGUAUGGACUAUGUAAGUAGUUUGUUUUACUAGCUAAUUCGUUUAGGCAAUUGUGUUAACCCUAUAUUCUUUCUUAAUCAAGAGUAAGGAAGGGUACAUUCUUUGCUUUGGGAAAUUCUUCUUUCUGUCCUCCCUCCCCUCACUUUUUCCAAAUUCUGGGCACAACAGCAGCUCUUCCUUUUCUGUGGCAGGUGUGCAUCCUAUUGGCUGGCUGGUAUUUCUUGUUUUCUUUUUUUUUUCCUUAUUCUUUUAAAAAUGGGGGUGGGGGUAUAAAAAUAUGUGUAUGGGAUACAUGCAAUAAUGUUGUAAUGUUUCUUGUUGUUUAAUGGAUAAUUAAUUGCAAAAUAAUUGUUUGAAUUAUAACAUGUUUGAGUAAAUGCUAAAUUAGUCAUUUUUUUCUAAUAUAAUAAUGAAUUUAAAAUCUAGCAUUCCUGUAACAAUGUGUCUGUGUUUGUCUGUCCGUGUCUGUCUAAUAGUAAUUAAUAUCUGUGGUCCGUACCUGGAAGAGGAAGUACAGCUUUAAAGGAAUAACAAAAGACUUUGUGUCUUAGACCCUUCGCAGGUGUUACAGUCGGGUGAAAGAACAUGGUGUUGGGAAAAGAAAGAGCAGUUACACAUUUGAACAGUUGGAACAGGUGUUUGGUCAGGGAGGAUGGGAUGCUCAGCCCUGCCAGCCUGUACUUAUUAACAGUAGUGGCUUGUACCAGGAGCUGGAGUCAGAUGGCAGCACUAUGGAGGAGUAUUCACAGGAGGACUGGGGAAACCACAGUCAGGAUCUCCAUGGCUACCCCACAGAUCAGGAAUUGGAUGAAAUACCUGUCACAAAGAGAACAUUAAAAAUAAAACAAGAGUCUUCUGAAGAAGCACAGAAAAGAGACAUCAUGCAGAAUAUUGUACAAAUCUUGGAGUCAGUACAGUUGAAAUGGGAACUGUUUCAGAGCUGGACAGACUUUUCAAGGCUUCACCUUUCUAAUAAACUGGCCAUUUUUGGAAUCGGUUACAACACCCGUUGGAAAGAGGAUAUCCGUUACCAUUACGCUGAGAUCAGCUCCCAGGUGCCCCUUGGCAAGCGACUCCGGGAGUACUUCAAUUCUGAGAAACCCGAGGGCCGGAUCAUCAUGACCCGAGUGCAGAAAAUGAACUGGAAGAAUGUAUACUACAAAUUUCUAGAGAUCACUAUUAGCGAAGCUAGGUGCCUGGAGCUGCACAUGGAAAUUGACUGGAUCCCCAUCGCCCACUCAAAACCAACUGGUGGGAAUGUGGUUCAGUAUUUAUUGCCAGGAGGCAUUCCCAAAAGCCCGGGUCUCUAUGCCAUUGGCUACGAGGAGUGUAUUGAGAGGCCUCCCUCCCCCCAUGUGGAGCAACGUACCCUGGACCCCGGAAAGGAGGGCCGGGUUGACUUGGAAACCCUUUCAGCACAAGCCUCACUGCAGGUGGAGAUAGAACCCACUCGAAUUAUCUAUUGCUACCUCGGGAUCGCUGAGGUCAGGACUCUGCAGCAAUGCUUGUUUUUACAUUUCCAAGCAAAUACCAAAACCUUCAGCAAGGAUUGGGUUGGUAUAAAUGGGUUUUUGUCUCAGAACUGUAUUGUGGAUCCCGGUGUGUCCCCCAAAUCCAUCUACAUCAAAUUUGUAGAAGUCGAGAGGGAUUUUCUUUCUGCUGGCUCGUUAGUUGAGUGCCUGGAAAAAGCCAUCGGGUACCCCUUAAAAUAUAACAACUGAAUGUCAUCCUUCAUAAGGAUCUGGGCUCUUACCUCUCUCUUCUCUACCCCUGUCCCAUGACCCAGACUGUCCCUCAUCCAGAUGCUGCCAUCGACUCUUCAUGGAAACUCUUUCCACGAUCAGGCCAGUACAACUAAGAAACCCUAGUAGACCUUGGGCAGAAAACACAGACCUCACCUGAAAAAUGCUCAUUUUGAGCAAACAAGCUACACAGCAGACUUGCGUGGUGGGUCAGCUGUUUUCUUUUUUAAAAACAACAAAAAAACAAUUUUUAAAUGAAUUUUAGAGCCCUAAUGUAAACAAAUGUAGGUACAUUCCAUAUUGGACAAAACUUAUACUUUGAGUUUCAUAUGAAAUUGAAAAAUUGUAUUUUUUUCACGAUGUUUCAUUUUUACACAUCUCUAUGUCUCUAUAUAAGUAUUAUUUACAACCUUGAAUAAAUAAGCAAUAGAUAAUGGCAAGUAAAAUCUUGAGUCACAGUGAGUAAGACUGUUUUUCAAUAUUACCCUUUAGCUACUAUUGUAUAUAAUUUAGUUUCCUUUUUUUUCACCAACCAAGUGUUUUGCUCUUCCCAGUCAGUGUUGCCUGCAAAGCCCUCUGUUUCUGUGAUGUACCAACUUUUGGUUGUGUUGCCAUUUAAAACUUUUUUAAAAAAAAUAUUAAAGUAAUUCCUGGCCUCUUGGCA
This is a messenger RNA of Dama dama (fallow deer), 7338 nucleotides long. RefSeq names its product Myb/SANT DNA binding domain containing 2 (gene MSANTD2). The transcript has 5 exons. Lineage: Eukaryota; Metazoa; Chordata; Mammalia; Artiodactyla; Cervidae. Bases 5664 to 6653 code for a protein of 329 amino acids. The record is from RefSeq and is a predicted model, not a curated record.